AAAAUCUUCAUCGGCGGACUCUCGUACGAGACGACCGACGAGAAACUCCGGUCGUACUUCGGUGCGUACGGCACAGUCACGGACGCCGUGGUGAUGAAGGACCCGAUUUCUAGACGAUCACGAGGCUUCGGAUUUAUUACGUAUGCGGACCCUGCGUGUGUUGAUAGAGCGUUGGCACAGCCCAACCACAUCCUAGACAGCCGUAG
Molecule: messenger RNA, 206 nt
Organism: Phytophthora sojae
Lineage: Eukaryota; Oomycota; Peronosporomycetes; Peronosporales; Peronosporaceae
Exons: 2
Biological process (GO): regulation of gene expression
Cellular component (GO): nucleoplasm
Molecular function (GO): RNA binding
Source: RefSeq, a predicted model, not a curated record